Molecule: messenger RNA, 399 nt
Organism: Bursaphelenchus xylophilus (pine wood nematode)
Lineage: Eukaryota; Metazoa; Nematoda; Chromadorea; Rhabditida; Aphelenchoididae
Source: the annotation of a GenBank genome assembly
AUGGAAGAGGCUUGGAGUUUUUCCAACUUCGAUUCAAAGGUCGACAACGAAAGUUUAGGAGCUAAGUUAAAAUCUCUAAUCGAAUAUGGCAUUAAAGGAGAUUUGCCCAAUGAGGUUGUUGCAGAGCAUCGCGAAUGGAACAAAAAGUUUCCAGAUCUUACUGUUGUUGGAUCAAGUUUAAAACUUCCGAAAAGGAUCAACUCGGAAAAAGCGCAGCUCUUAAAUAUGAUUACUACUAGACUUGUUCAGCACCACUUGCUACCUGAAGUAAGUGCUUACGUUACAAUAGACUUUUACUCCUUUCAGAUGAAAAGAAUAUUGGAGAAAAACCGAAAUCAUCCUUCUUCUACCGUUGGAAAGCCGAGAUCACAAACCUUCUCCUUGCCAAGAAUAAUAUGA